This is a messenger RNA of Aedes albopictus (Asian tiger mosquito), 3616 nucleotides long. Its product is annotated as P protein. NCBI's taxonomy places the organism in Eukaryota, Metazoa, Arthropoda, Insecta, Diptera, Culicidae. Gene Ontology annotation, cellular component: membrane. The record is from RefSeq and is a predicted model, not a curated record. The transcript has 11 exons. Bases 448 to 3201 code for a protein of 917 amino acids. Gene Ontology annotation, biological process: transmembrane transport.
UACUAAUGCUGAGCGAGUACGACAGCGAGUGAGCUCUUCUAUACGGCUGCUGUUGGUAGUAGCAGAACCUACCGAGGAGAGCGAAUUUCCAUAUAAACCAUACUGACAGCUCCGGUCUCAGUCUUGCGAGGAGCGCGAAUCGUUGCGUACACGAUUUCCCUGACUUUGGGAUAGUCAGUCGGUCGGUUGGUCGAAGAAAGUGCGCUCGGAUUGAACUCCUCCACCGCCUCCGCGUGUGUGAUAUAAUUACGGGAAUUUGUGGCCUGUGUUCUGAAAUCGGUUGGUCAUCUUCGGUCUUCGCCGGUAUUAGUGGUGCGCGUGGUAGAGGACGUCCGCGAUCGAAAUGGUGUGCAUCGUGCAGACUUUUAAAUCUUGAAGUGUUUUUGAAGUGAAACUUUAACUUUGUUAGUGAGAGUUGAAGGCCCACGCGAGGCCUUCCACAAAACAAUGGACUACCUAGACAAGUUGAACCUAUUCCGGCGACGCCGGAAUCCACCGUCGGACACGACCGAAACGUCCACCACCGGUGGUGGAUCGGUGUCGUCCCCGACCAUCGUCCUAUCCCCCGCCAGUCCUUCGGCGGGUGAAAUUUCCACGACCAGUUCGUCGGGUGAACCAAGUGGUGGCGCGGGGGGAGCCCCCGAAAAGAAGCGCAAGAAGAAAACUAAACGAAAGCGAACCGUUUCCGUUGUUCCGAUCAGUGAGGUGACCGAGGCAUCGCUGGAACUAUGGCGAACCCUUCCGACCAAGAUCCGGCAGGACCCGAGCAUGGUGUCGUUCCAGCAGGUCGAACUCGAACACGCCCGGCUGCAUGCCAGCAUACACAGUUAUUCGCGAGGUCCUAGCCCAGUCGAGGCUAACUUCAGUAGUAUUGCAGGCGACGACCAUGAGGACUCCUUUCCGGACAUCCAACCUAUGGAUGAUGACGAGGAUGAAGGAGAGGAAGAGGAGGAAGAUGAUGAGGAUAACGGAAACGAGUUCAUCACCAUCAAUGUCACCAACGAGCAAGGGGAAAACAAGGAGCUGGAGCACAUCAAGGAAAAGAAAGAAAUCCCGAAACCCCACGUGCACCACCUGGCAGGGCACUACAUCGGUAACAUCACUCCACCGAAGCACGACGACAUCGACACCGGUCAGAACCACCUGGACGAGGAUCACCCCUUCCGCAAGUACUCCAAAAUCAUCUGCCUGUUCAUCACGUGGAUGGUGAUCAUCGCCUUCCUGGUGGUGAAGGACGAGAAAAUGGUUCACACGAAACAUCUGUCGAUUCCGGCGGGCAAAACCAAGGCUUACAUCCUGCCCAAGCUGCCGCUCAGUUCGAAUGUGAAGUUUGGUCUCGAAGGAACGUUUUUAAGCGAGCAGUAUACUAACAUUACGGAGCACUAUUUGGCCAUUUAUCUGCAAUCGCUCACGUCGACUUUGGAGGGGAAUGAGAGUGAAGUGGUGAACUCGGAUUCGGUGCAAAAUAUAAGCGAUCCGUGGUACGUGCCGAUCGUUCAUCCGUAUCUGUUCGAUAGUGCACCGAUCAUCAAAAAGCAGCAUAGUUUCGACAUUAGUGAUAACAACUUCGAGCGGAUUCAUGCCCAGAGCAGUGCGGUUCGGAUGAUGGUAAGGAGCAAUAUAAAGACAAGUAUUCCGAUCGCUGUGCGGUACGAUCAGAGUCCGGUGAACCGGGACAUCGGAGUGAUCUACGCGGCAUUUGUGUUGAUCUUUUUGUACGCGUUGAUCAUCUGGGAGGUGGUUCAUCGGACGUUUGCGGCAGUAAUUGCAUCGACACUGGCCAUCUCGAUCCUGGCAGCACUGGACGAUCGGCCCACCAUGGAGGACAUUGUGGGCUGGAUCGAUGUGGAGACGAUUCUGUUGCUGUUCUCGAUGAUGAUCUUGGUGGCGAUCUUGGCCGAGACGGGCAUCUUUGACUAUUUGGCUGUUUAUAUCUAUAAGAUUACCAACGGUAAAAUUUGGAACCUUAUUCACUGUUUAUGCAUAUGUACUACUCUGAUCUCUUCUUUCCUGGACAACGUUACUACGGUGCUUCUAAUGGCUCCAAUAACUAUAAGAUUAUGCGAGGUCAUGGACAUGAAUCCGGUUCCGGUACUGAUGGCCAUCACCGUCCACGCCAACAUCGGUGGAACAAUGACCCCGGUUGGCGAUCCCCCGAACAUCAUCAUCACGUCGAACCAGUAUAUAUUGAAACACGGUGUUACAUUUUUAACUUUUACUGCUCACAUGAUGGUUGGCGUGAUCAUUGUCGUAAUAGCAACGAACAUCCACUUGCGGCUGAAGUACAAGAACAUCAAUAACCUCCGGAUGCACGAGCCCAAGGAACUGAAGGAGCUGCGGCGAAACAUCAAGGUUUGGGAACGGGCUGCCGGUAAAAUCCCACCGUACUCCAAGGAUGCCAACAUUGUUCGGGAAACGUUGAUGAAGAAGGUUCGGCUGCUGCGGCAUGAGCUCAAGAAGAAAAUGACCAAGGGUUCCGUGCCGGAGGAUCUCUACCGAUCGACGCUAGAGGAACUGCAGAAGGAACAUCCGAUCAAGAACAAGGGACUGUUGAUCAAGUCCGGAGUGGUGUGCGCCUUCAUCAUUUCGUUGUUCUUCCUCGAGUCGAUUCCGGAGCUGCGACGGAUGUCCUCGGGGUGGGCAGCUUUGCUGGGCGUGAUGCUGCUGUUGAUCAUUUCCGACAAGAACGACAUGGACGCCGUUCUGUCGCGAAUCGAAUGGCCAACGCUGCUCUUCUUCGCCGCCAUGUUCACGCUGAUGGAAGCCGUUGAACGGAUGGGACUGAUCGACUGGAUCGGACAUGCUACGGAGUCAAUUAUCCAGUCGGUAUCGGAGGAUCUACGGUUGGCAGUGGCCAUCAUAAUCAUCCUGUGGAUAUCGGCACUGACGUCGGCGUUCGUUGACAGUAUUCCGGUGACGGCUAUGAUGGUGAAGAUCGUGGUGGCUUUGUCGGAGAAGUCGACCCUAGGCCUUCCGUUGCAACCGCUGGUUUGGGCUCUGGCUUUCGGACCAUGUCUGGGAGGAAACGGAACCUUGGUUGGUGCUUCAGCCAACGUCAUUUGCGCUGGAAUAGCGGAACAGCAUGGCUAUCGGUUCAGUUUCAUGGACUAUUUUAAACUUGGAUUCCCCAUCAUGUUGGUCAGUGUGAUAGUAACGACAGGAUAUCUUAUCAUGGCCCACGUAGUGUUCGCCUGGCAUUGAGAAUGCACCCCGUGAACCGGUUAAACCGUGUUCGAAAACCGCCCCCAAAAACCCCACUACCGUUUGUACGUCGCUAAAAGUGAACCAAAAUCCAUCCCUGGGAUGACAAGUCAUUUGUAUUUAUAACUGUGCAUUAUUAACCACUUUAUUAGGGUAGGUAAGGUAAUCCGAGAAGUGCUGUUAUAGGUGUUCCAGUGCUACCGCAGUUUCUAUGUUGUAGGAAGCUAAGUUUCAUCUUCAUAUGUGUUAAUUGUCGGAAAUAUUCGGUUUUCGAAUUGCCUCUCUGAAAUAUUUUCUCUCUGAUGUCAGUAUAGUCAUAGUCACGAACAUUUAUGUUUGUCAGUCAAAGUAAGUGGAGAAAUUUUAGUAUGAUACGAAAGUUGUAGUUGAAUAAAUUAUGCCAAUUCAUAGAAUA